AAGAGCGAAAUCCCUGCUUCUUCUGAAGCGCCGCGGCAAUCCCUCUCCCCAGCGUUUGGAUUCAGAGAAAAGAAAUGGCGCCCAAGAAGGAGAAGGCCCCCGCCGCUUCUUCGAAGCCGGCCAAAUCCGGUGGAGGCAAGCAGAAGAAGAAGAAGUGGAGCAAGGGAAAGCAGAAGGAAAAGGUGAACAACGCGGUCCUCUUUGACCAGGCGAGCUACGACAAGAUGCUCUCCGAGGUUCCCAAGUACAAGCAGAUCACCCCUUCUGUUCUCUCCGAGAGAUUGCGGAUUAACGGAUCACUAGCAAGGAGAGCAAUCAAGGAUCUGAUGGCAAGGGGUGAUAUCAGGAUGGUAUCUGCCCAUGCAAGCCAACAAAUCUACACUAGAGCCACUAAUACCUAGGAGAACUUUAAUCGCACCCGAUUCUGUAGGAAUUGGUACAUGAUGUUUGGUCGUAAUCGAGUAGUUGCGACUCAAGUUUUUGAUACUUCAGAUUGAGCCUUGCUCGGUCAAGUAUGGACACAUCAAUUUGUCUAGAGCAUUUAUUAUAUUCACUUGCUCUUUGUAGUAAUUGGUGCGGUUCUGUACUCAAUAGUCUUGCAAUGUAGAAAUAAUGUGUCGACCAUGGAAAGAA
This is a messenger RNA of Musa acuminata subsp. malaccensis (wild Malaysian banana), 633 nucleotides long. Its product is annotated as small ribosomal subunit protein eS25. Gene Ontology annotation, molecular function: structural constituent of ribosome. Gene Ontology annotation, cellular component: cytosolic small ribosomal subunit. Lineage: Eukaryota; Viridiplantae; Streptophyta; Magnoliopsida; Zingiberales; Musaceae. The record is from RefSeq and is a predicted model, not a curated record.